Messenger RNA from Heterocephalus glaber (naked mole-rat), 2170 nucleotides. The record is from RefSeq and is a predicted model, not a curated record. Lineage: Eukaryota; Metazoa; Chordata; Mammalia; Rodentia; Bathyergidae.
CAGGCGGUGCAUGAGCAGAGCGCCCCCUGGCGGCCGCCCGUCCCGAGCCGCCCAAGCCCGGGAGCCCAACUGUCGGGCCCUGUUCGUUGAGGCCAGCGACCCGCAAUGCUGUCUCUCCUGCUGCUACUCUCCGGCCUGGCCCGGCUCACCGCCCCCUCUGGCCCGCAUUCUCAGAAACUGCAGAUAACGGUGCCGCACAAGGUGGAGAGCGACACAGAGGAUGGGGACGCACAGAGGACGCAGGUCACUUAUGUCAUCGAUAUUGAAAAGAAAAGUUACACUCUCCACCUUGAAAAACAGUCACUUUUAGACCCCAAUUUCCUGGCAUAUUCAUAUAACAAGUUAGGAACAUUGUCUCCAGAGUCAUCCCUUUUGAAGAAUCAUUGUUUUUAUGAAGGAUAUGCAGCAGAAGUUCCAAAAUCAAUUGUGGUACUAAGUGCCUGUUCUGGACUCAGAGGAUUGUUACAGUUUGAGAAUGUCACCUAUGUGAUGGAGCCAUUGGAAUACAUACCCACAUACGUUCAUAUACUUUAUCAGAUAAGGAAUAAUAACAUAGAUCACUCCUCCUUACCAGAAAGCUCGCCUGUGACUCCACCUGUGGAUCAGUCCUACAGAAUUCAUGUGAAACAGCAAAAACAUUCACUUGAUCCACUGUUGACCAGGACUCUGAAAAUACAAAUCAUUAUGGACAAAGGCUUGAUGUUUUCUCAGCUUAAAGUAAACGUUAUGCUAUCUUCUAUGGAGGCCUGGUCAGAUCAAAAUAAGAUUCCAACUAAUGGGGAUGCUGAUGAUGUUCUAAAAAGAUUUUUGUCAUGGAAAGAAAACGUUUUGUUUCAAAGGUCCCAUGAUAUGGCAUACCUAUUAAUUUACAGAGACCAUCCUGACUAUGUGGGAGCAGCGUAUCAUGGAAUGGCCUGCAAUCCAAAGUUUGCUGUAGGAAUUGCUUUGUACCCAAAGACAAUAACUAUAGAGGCAUUUUCGGUCAUCCUGGUGCAGUUGCUUGGGAUUAAUCUGGGGUUAACUUAUGAUAACAUCUAUAACUGUCAUUGUCCAGGGACUACAUGCAUAAUGAAUCCCGAAGCAAUACAUUCCAGUGGCAUAAAGCCUUUUAGCAGUUGCAGUGUGGAUGAAUUGAAGCGGCUGGUCUCAAGACCUGAACUUGGAUGUCUUCAAAAUCAAACAGUCUCAAAAGUGGUUUAUGAAGCACAAAGUGGAAGGUGUGGCAAUGGAAGUUUGGAAUCCUCAGAGGAAUGUGAUUGCGGCUUGCAAGAUACAUGCAAAUACAAAAAGUGCUGUGAUCCUAAAACAUGUUUCCUAAUUGGAAGUGCAGAGUGUGGAACUGGCCCAUGCUGUAAUCCAAAAACUUGCAGUUUACUGGAACAAGGAAAUUUAUGUAGGAAAAGCGUAGACCAAUGCGAUUUUCCUGAAUUUUGUGAUGGAUUAACUGAGGCUUGUGUACAGGAUACAAAAGCUGCUGAUUUUGAACCAUGCAGUAAUCAUACUGCAUACUGUUAUAAAGGAAGAUGCAGAGAUACAGAUCUUUUCUGUAUGAAGCUACAUGGAAAAUUUGCUCAGGGAGGUACAGAUCUGUGUACAAUGGAAAUAAAUUUUCAAAAUGAUGACUUUGGAAACUGUCAGGGAAGAAAAUGUGAUUUUAACAACAUUAUCUGUGGGAAGGUAGUAUGUGAAUGGAAAAGUGCAGAAGUAGUAUCAGCCUCAACACAGCUCUAUAAUAUACAGUAUACUUACCUUUCUGGCCAUACAUGUAUAUCUGCACAAUUUAGGGUACCAGCACCUCCCGGAGCAGUUGAUAAAAGCCAAGCAGCUAAUGGUCUUAAGUGUGAAGAUGGUAAGUUUUGUCUUAAUGGAAUAUGUGAGCAGGUGUCCCAUUAUGUCAACAAAACGCUGUGUAACUCAGCUGUGCAAUGCCAGGGACAUGGGGUUUGCAAUAAUUUCCAUAAUUGCCAUUGUGAUGUUGGCUAUACUCCUCCAUCCUGUGACCCAACACCUUCGUCGCCUGGAGGAAGCAUCGAUGAUGGGUUUUGGUAUCAAAGAGGUCAGUCUCUCCAGAUCCGAGUGUUCUGGGAGAGCUCUUUGCUCUCAUAGAAAUGGCCUACAUCUACAAUGUGGUGGCUACUAAGCAUCUCCUAUAUGAGUACUCCAACUAAGC